GUUAUCGAUAAAUUUUCAGCUCUAGUGAAAAAGUAUGGAACUAUUCUGGUAUAAAACGUGUAAAACUCUGAAUAUUAUUGUGCCUGGACUUUAUAUCUCGCUAUAUACGCUAGAAACGAAAGCAGAACUAGCCUACAACUGAAAAAACUUUAAAGUGCAAAGGAUCAGUUGCACGACAUACGUAACAUUUCGCCAUUUCACUCCAUAUUACAUUAGUUAAUCGCAGUAAUCAUGGAAAAAUGUGUCUCAAAUUAAGCUGGCCACCAUGCCCCCCAAAGCCAAGUUCAAGAAAAUGGCCAUUCGCAAGGGAUUCCCACCACACCAAGAGCAUAAUUGUGUCUUUAAGUUCAGAUGUCGCCAUUUCACACCCUUAUGGGCGCGCUGUUUGACCCCUUCCUCUUUGUUCUCCGCCUGAUUGCAAACAUGAGUUCCCCCAUCUACGAACAAUAUCGGUGCGGGCCGUCACGUCCCCUCUCUGCUGGAUCCCGCUCCAUGUGGAAGCCAAACAAGGUGCAUAAGGAGGCACCCGAGGUCAAACCGCUCGAGGUCCCCGAGGAUUUGAGGAUCCCAACCCUGCAGCCAGACCCCCUAGAUCCGCUGGCCACAAUGAUGUCCUUCAAGCUAAUGGCCAUGGACGUAGUAACUCAAAUGCAGACCGCCCUGCACAAGUGCGUCAACGCCCAGAGUCCGCCGGGCACCAAAAUGGCGGGAAUUGAGCUGGACGCCUUGCGGCGUUGCGUGCCGUCCUCGUGCUACUUCUUUAUUGACCUGCAUCCGCACCACGGCUUUAAGGAUACCGCGGAGGAGUGCCCCACUAGUCAAGUCUCCAGUGACCGGAAUAACAACGCAGGCAGUUCGGCAGCAUCGACUGCCAAGAGCUCCUUGCAUCGGCAGCGUAGUAUUUCUGAGUGCAGUGAGGACAGCUUCAUUUGCUUCGAGGACGACGCCGAGGAGGAGGAUGAGGAUGUCGAAGACGAAGACGACGACUACGACGAGGAUGAUGACGAUGACGACAGCAGCAGCGUGCAGUUUACAGCAUGCGGCGAGGAUGAGAAUACCGAGGAGCUAAAGGAUUGCCAGUGCAGCGACGACAGCUCGACCCCCGUCAAGAAGGUUCGUUUCAAUAUGAAACCCGAAGUUCACGUAAUGCUCGCCUGGGACUAUGCUUAUCGGGCUGCCAGGAAAAGCGAAUGGCAGGUAAUGGCGCGAGAUCGGGAUCGCUUUCAGCAGCGGAUUCGACGGAUUUCACCCAUUCUGAACGCCGUCCUGACCCCAGUUCAUCGAGAACGUGUCUAUCAGGCUCGAUUCUUGCAUGAGGACUAGCCGGUCCACAUACCUGAUGUAACUUUUGAUGUACAGAUUACAGUUUAGAACGAUUACAACAUUAAAUUAAGCACAAGUUGUUUGCGUGUAUAAAGUUAUCGACUUAGCCACUGCGUUCGUGAUUGAUUUUAUGAAACCAAAAACUGUUUAACCCUGUAAUAUCAAAACCAAGUACACUUUUCUUCGUUUUUAGUUUUAGAGCCCUAAGAAGUUUGAAUUUGUUGAUAACGGGAUUAGCAUAUACCUUAAUGUAACUUUAAAUAAAUUAAGCAUUAGACGUA
Molecule: messenger RNA, 1604 nt
Organism: Drosophila yakuba
Lineage: Eukaryota; Metazoa; Arthropoda; Insecta; Diptera; Drosophilidae
Gene: PPP1R15
Product: protein phosphatase 1 regulatory subunit 15A
Exons: 2
Coding region: 352-1323 (323 amino acids)
Biological process (GO): response to endoplasmic reticulum stress
Cellular component (GO): endoplasmic reticulum; protein phosphatase type 1 complex
Molecular function (GO): protein phosphatase regulator activity
Source: RefSeq, a predicted model, not a curated record